Molecule: messenger RNA, 2481 nt
Organism: Rotaria sordida
Lineage: Eukaryota; Metazoa; Rotifera; Eurotatoria; Philodinida; Philodinidae
Source: the annotation of a GenBank genome assembly
GGAAUGAAUUAAUAAUAUACCAUUGUAAUAUGAUUUUUUCUGGAUUUAAAUGAAAAAAUCCAGUUCUAAAAUUUCUUUAGCGUUUUUCUCAAAAUAUGGUUUCCAGACAGAAAAAUUGAAAUAACUCCAUCCUGUCUCAAGCUAUAACCAAUAAUUUUUUUUUGUUUUAAAGGUCUUGAUUAGAGCUAACUUUUCAUCGGACGGAUUUUUGAUAUUGAACCCCAGGGCUGAGAAAAGUGGAAUUUACUGUCGUCGAACCACACUUUUUGAUGCUUAUUUUGCAGACAUGCCCACAAAAUCGCUCGUAAAAAAUGAAUGGAAGGGACUUUCAAAAUUCCGUCCGAUGAAAAGUUGCGUACAGAGGCUAGCUACAAUUUGAAAUCAACCCGAGCUCUGUAUCCCUUCUCUGAACGGAGUUAUUUCGAUUCUUCUGAAAGGUAGGAAAACCAAUCAAAACUGCGAUUUAGUCGGACAUGUGAAGCUGAAAUUUUUAUCAUAAGCGUUUUUCACUAAGAACAAUCAUCCCUGAAAAUUUCAGCCCAGACGAAGGGUCCCAAGUGAGACUUCAUUUCUAGGGGGGGGGGGGGGGCCUUAAAGGACAUUUUUUCUCAAGUACAUUUACUUUGAGGGACAUUUUUUCAAGGACAAAAUCUGGAGGACAUUUUUUCUUGAGGACGAAAUUGGGGGACACGUCGUCCGAGGACAUUUUUAAAAGGACAUUCGAGCAUGUAUUCCAUAUGGAUAUAUAUAUGUGGACCGAUUAUUGUUAGUUUAGUUGUUGUUAGUUAUUAUUUGUUUUAGUAGGAAGGAAUAAACGUGAACCAGGAGUGUGUUAGCCGACACUUCCUAACAAACAUAUUUAUUUACUCAUGAAGAAUACUCAUUGAUUUUCAAAGAAAAUAUUGAAAUCCAUUUUUUUAUUCUUUUUUUUUUAUUUUUAAUAAAAGUAAAUUGAAAAUAGAAUCAAAAGUAGAUGGAAUCUUAGAAAUUCAUCAAUUCUGAUUUGAUUUUGAAAAGUAAAGAAAAAAGUCAUGGAAAAAGUGCUCUUGUCAUAAUACCAGAUUCUAUUCCCAUCUGUCAAAUUAUGCGAAGUUAAAUUUUUUACGAGUAAAUGCACUGUAUCAUAUCUGAAAUGAAUAUGGAUAAUUAUUAAAUGCAUACUAAUAAGAUUAAAGGUAAGUCUAAUUGGUUUAUCGAAGUUUAAGAGAUAAUCAAACUCUGUUGUCUUGAUAGGAUUAUUAAAAAAUCAGCUUUCUUUGUUGCACAAUGAACUUAUAUUUGAGUAUAAACUAAACCAUUUCAGUGCUUCAAGCUACAAUAACAUAUCGAUCUAUUAUUUUUCACUGAUAAUCGAAUUUUACUAAGUCAUGGCAUCAUUUCUUACAUCUGUUAUUAAAAAAGGGAGAGGUAAAUCUUCUAAAAACUCAAAACAUGAUCAUCAAUAAUAACUAACAAUCUAUAAAUAAAUGUAUGUUCUUUCACAGAACUAACAACUUCAUUAUCAGCAAUAGUUGACUGCGAAAAGGAUUUCAAAAGAACUCAUGCCAUCACCGUGUCCUGCAACAUAGUCCAUAUUCAGUUUUGUUCGGCACCGAACCAAAAGUUGGUUCAGCCUCAACAUCAUUACAUCAGUCAAUAUUUAAUAAAAUUGCAACUGAAGAACAAUAAAAUGAUGAACUAGAGAAUAAAUCAAAUGAUAAAUCACAUGAAGAGUUACAUGAUAAAUCAUAUGACGAGUUAAAUGAUAAAUCAAAUAAUAAAUUAAACGAUGAAUUAAAUGAUGAAUCAAAUGAUGAAUUAAAUGAUACAUUAAAUAAUGAUUUAAAUGCAACAAAAAUUGAAUCAAGUGUACUCACUCAGCAUGAAUGCAAACAUGAGGCUGAAAAACUUAAAACAAAUUGCGAUAAACCUAUUUUUGAUCAACAAAAUAAUAUGAUAGAGUCUGAACAUUCGCCAAAAACCAUUAAGCAAAGAUCAAGUCCUUUUAACAAUAGAAUUAAAAUAACAAACAUAAUACGACGAUUUGCACACGCAGGUCCAAAACCUCAAGCUGAAGAUUUUCUACAAAGUACAAGGAAAAAACAAAAAUUAAUCAAUUUUAGUAUCGGUGAUAAUGUUUUGAUUCUGGUACCAGACGUUGAUCGUGGUCCGACUGAUGCCCACAAUAUUUUAGGUGUAAUAAUUGAAAUAAAGCAUAAUAAAUUAAAAUUAGGAACCAAGUACAGUACUUUACAUGGUUAUUACAGCUUUCAUCAAGUUGAAAAAGCACCUGGUGAACCAACGUUAGAAAUUCAAGAUAUCAUCGAUAAUACUCCAAGAUCUGUAAGAGAGAUCAUGAAGCUGGAGAGUAUCACCGGUGGACAAGGCAUCCUGAAAUGUGAUUGCAAACAAGGCUGUAAAACAAAUAAAGGUAAAUGUAAACAGGCUGAUGUAUUGUGUAAUUCUCGAUGUCAUCAUACUUCAUCAUGUUGUAAUAAAUGA